AUGAACAACUUAUUUUCGAAUAUGCCAAUUUUCAUGCGCCGUCGUAAUUCAUUGACUGAAGAUUCAAAAGACCAUCCUUUAUUACAGCAAGACACCCUCACAUCAGAUCCCAACAAAAAAGGGCUAUUGCAACGUAUUCCCAGUUUUUCUUAUUCUCCGACAAUUAAGCGUCACAACUCAAUACGUUCUAUGAAAAAGACACUUCAUCGAAAAUCAAGUAAAUCGAUUUUUAAUUCUACCACAACCUUCACUAUUAGCUCCGAUGGAGAAUCAUCGAGAAAUUCGGCAAUUUCAACUCCUGAUACAUCAAAUUCUUGCAGAUCAGAAGGUUAUAUCAGUUUUCCUAAUUAUGAAUAUUUUGACGGGAAUUUAUUCCUUGACGAUGAACAAACCUAUUUGUUGAAAAAAAAUUUUGGGGGAGUUGAUAUGGAACGGUACGAUGAAAUGUUUGUUGGAGACGCGAAGAUAGAAUACUAA
Ambispora leptoticha is the source of this 477-nucleotide messenger RNA. Lineage: Eukaryota; Fungi; Glomeromycota; Glomeromycetes; Archaeosporales; Ambisporaceae. The record is from the annotation of a GenBank genome assembly.